UGCGUUCUUCUCAGGUACUCCGACGCCAAUGCGCACAAGAGGAUCUCUCUCCAGCGCCGCUGGACGAGCAGGGCCACCAGGAUCGUCACCGUCAUGGCGCCAGCGCCGCCGGGGGUGCUGAUGCCCCGGCCGCGAUUCAACCAGUACCUUGACGGGAUCGUGAGGCGCGAGGCCAAACUCCGAUUUGCCGAUCGGAUGAAGAACACGCUGCUGUCGCAGCCAGAUUGGACCGCGCUGGCGAUGGAUAUCCAGAAGAACCGCGGCGAUUACCUGGGGAAGCUCAGGGUCACGCACUUCGUGAGGAAUUUCCCCUACGUUUUUGAGUUCGCGCACGGCGAGGAUCGAUCGAAGUGGCUCCGCUUCACGGGCGCUGCCAAGAAGCUGAUGAAGGCGCAUCAAUCGUUCAAGGAGAGGAAGCAGAGGUCCGAGGCGGUGGAAUCCGUGACAAAGCUGCUCAUGCUGGCGAAGAACAGGAGGAUUCCAGUGCUGGAGCUGGCGAAGAUGGCGAAGUACUUUGGAUUUCCAGCCGACUACGAGACCAAGAUCUUCUACAGCAAUCCAACGUACUUCCGCCCCGUGGAGACGAAGAGAGCUCGCUGCCUGGAGCUCUCGCAGUGGUAUCCAGAGCUCGCGGUCACUGCUCGAGAGAGGUGGAUCGCCGAGGCUGGGAUAAAAAAUCCUUACGAGUUUCCAGUACCAGUGGAAGUUGACGGUGGCAAAGUCGAUCGAGAGGAGAUCAAGGCCUACUUCGAUGCUCUCCAGGAAGCGCCGUUUCCAUCACCUUACGACGACGCUGUAGACGUGGUGCCCGGCUCGGCCAGCGAGAGGAAGCGGACGCUGGCAACUUAUCACGAGAUUCUCAGCCUGACCAUCGAGAAGCGGAUUUUGCUCCACACUUUCCAUGGUUUGGGAGAGUACUUGGGGCUGCCCGAGGGUCAUCUCGAGUACUUUCGCAGCAACGAGCCUAUCUUCUACGUCUCUCACGCCGGCUCGCGUCCGUGGGUGUUUCUCCGGGAGAGUUACGACACGGGGCCGAGGGAGAGACACCCGCUGCUGGUUUUCAAGGAGCGUUUCUUCGCGAUGUGCAUGUGUGUCAAGGAAGAGAAGUUCAACCAGAUCCAUCAGAGGAAGGGAGCUGCGGAAUACGACACGGACGAUUCGGACAUAGAACUGUUGGGUGAUGAAGACAACGGGCCACGCCGGCCGGUUCCUCUUGACGACUUCGACGUUGAUGGCUGGUGCAUGGCUUGAUGCAAUCGAAACGGCGAAUGCGAUACUUUGUCUUCUUAGAAUCGGGAAUUUCGAGUACGAAGCUUCAACCGCCACUAUCCAACUGACGUUGGCGCACAAUGAAAUCAUAUACACUCCGAUCGGGGAUUGUUUCUGCACCUUCGGCCGCCAGAGAUUCUAGUCGAUAAUGGCCGAGAAGGAAUCUGCUGUACCACAACAAAGGUUUGACUAUCGUUUGAGUUUUUCUUCCUAUUUGCUGCUUUUGACUAAAUCAGAGGAUGUUGUGGCAUGGAGAUGCCACCACUUCCAAAUUUGAGGUAA
Messenger RNA from Selaginella moellendorffii, 1551 nucleotides. RefSeq names its product protein WHAT'S THIS FACTOR 1 homolog. The transcript is spliced from 2 exons. Lineage: Eukaryota; Viridiplantae; Streptophyta; Lycopodiopsida; Selaginellales; Selaginellaceae. The record is from RefSeq and is a predicted model, not a curated record. Bases 94 to 1251 code for a protein of 385 amino acids. Gene Ontology annotation, molecular function: RNA binding.